Messenger RNA from Apus apus (common swift), 1033 nucleotides. Its product is annotated as acyl-coenzyme A thioesterase 6-like. Gene Ontology annotation, biological process: fatty acid metabolic process; acyl-CoA metabolic process. NCBI's taxonomy places the organism in Eukaryota, Metazoa, Chordata, Aves, Apodiformes, Apodidae. The coding region runs from base 1 to 951 and encodes 316 amino acids. The record is from RefSeq and is a predicted model, not a curated record. Gene Ontology annotation, molecular function: fatty acyl-CoA hydrolase activity. The transcript is spliced from 3 exons.
AUGCUGUCACCACACUUGUCCUCUGAUCCCUCUGUCUACCUGUCCUUGCCAGAGGAUCAGUGGUCCUGGUCUCACCUAUCAUCCCUCUGGCGAAUUCGUCAUGCCUCAGUGGUGUCCUUCCUGGGCUGCUCCACGUACCUCCCUUGCACCACAGGGACCCACACCGUGGCUGCCUGUGCCCUGAGCAUUUGCAGCACAGGUGGCUACACCUUGGACACCUGCACCAUGGGCAGCUGCAUGGCAGGCACCUGCACUGGAAACAUUGGAAGGAGUCAUUUCAGUCAAUAUGAGGAUCUGCCCCGGCAGCCAACUGAACUCCACCUGGAAUACUUUGAAGAGGCAGUGAACUAUAUGCUGCAGCAGCCACAGGUAAAGGGACCAGGCAUUGGACUGCUCGGUUACUCCAAAGGAGCUGAUCUGUCUCUCGCCAUGGCCGCCUUCCUGAAGAACAUCACCGCCGUUGCUUCUCUCAAUGGCCCUGUGGCCAUCACAGCUGUUCCUCUCUGUUACAAGGACAAAACCAUCCCUCCCUUGCCCUUCGAUGAGCGACACAUCAAGUUCUCACAUUCCCAUAUUCUUGAUUCUUCUGAAGGUUCUAUCGACCCCUUUCAAGCCCCUGGCAACCAAAGCCUGAUCCCACUGGAGAAAGCUGAGGCACAGUUACUAUUCAUUGUUGGACAAGAUGAUCAUGUCAUUAAUUCCCAGUACUAUGCUAUGGCAGCCUGCAAGCUUUUGCAGGCUCAAGGGAAGGAAAAUUUUCAGAUUCUCUCCUACCCUGGAACAGGGCACUGCAUUGACCCUCCCUUUUUCCCUUUGUACCCCAUAGGAAAGCAUCCCAUUUUUCACAAGUGGGCAGUCCUGGGUGGGGAGCUCAGGGCUCAUUCUAAAGCUCAGGUUCAUGCUUGGCCACAAAUCCAGGCUUUUUUCAACAAAUACUUAAAUGACAGCUAAUGUGUAAGAAAGACACAGCUUCAAGUGACCUAACCUGACAGACAUUUUCAUACUUACCAGGUCAAACCCUGUUCACAGUUGU